Molecule: messenger RNA, 1209 nt
Organism: Centrocercus urophasianus (Greater sage-grouse)
Lineage: Eukaryota; Metazoa; Chordata; Aves; Galliformes; Phasianidae
Gene: LHX5
Product: LIM homeobox 5
Exons: 5
Coding region: 1-1209 (402 amino acids)
Biological process (GO): regulation of transcription by RNA polymerase II; neuron differentiation
Cellular component (GO): nucleus
Molecular function (GO): RNA polymerase II transcription regulatory region sequence-specific DNA binding; DNA-binding transcription factor activity, RNA polymerase II-specific
Source: RefSeq, a predicted model, not a curated record
AUGAUGGUGCAUUGUGCGGGCUGCGAGAGGCCGAUUUUGGACCGCUUCCUGCUGAAUGUCUUGGACAGGGCAUGGCACAUCAAAUGCGUCCAGUGCUGCGAGUGCAAAUGCAACCUGACCGAGAAAUGCUUCUCCAGGGAAGGAAAACUCUACUGCAAGAAUGACUUUUUCAGGAGGUUUGGCACCAAAUGCGCCGGCUGCUCCCAGGGCAUCUCCCCCAGCGACCUCGUCCGGAAAGCCCGGAACAAAGUGUUCCACCUGAACUGUUUCACCUGCAUGGUUUGCAACAAGCAGCUCUCCACGGGCGAGGAACUGUAUAUCAUAGACGAAAACAAAUUUGUUUGCAAAGAGGACUAUUUGAACUCUCCCAGUUUGAAGGAAGGCAGCCUCAACUCAGUGUCCUCAUGUACAGACAGGAGUUUGUCCCCGGAUCUCCAGGACCCCAUGCAGGACGACACCAAGGAGACGGACAACUCCACCUCCUCGGACAAGGAGACCACCAACAACGAGAACGAGGAGCAGAACUCGGGCACCAAGCGGCGAGGGCCCCGCACCACCAUUAAGGCCAAGCAGUUGGAGACCCUCAAAGCUGCUUUCGCAGCCACCCCCAAGCCCACCCGGCACAUCCGCGAGCAGCUGGCCCAGGAGACCGGCCUCAACAUGAGGGUCAUCCAGGUCUGGUUCCAGAACCGCCGAUCCAAGGAGCGCCGGAUGAAGCAGCUGAGCGCGCUGGGCGCCCGCCGGCACGCCUUCUUCCGCAGCCCGCGCAGGAUGCGGCCCCUGGGCGGCCGCCUCGACGAGUCCGAGAUGCUCGGCUCGACGCCCUACACGUACUACGGAGAUUACCAAGGUGACUACUACGGGCCGGGAGGCAACUAUGACUUUUUCCCCCACGGGCCCCCCUCCCAGGCCCAGUCCCCGGCCGACCCCAGCUACCUUCAGAACUCAGGACCCGGCUCCACGCCCCUGGGAUCCCUGGAGCCCCCCCUAAGCGGACACCACUCCUCAGAAAACCAAAGGUACACGGAUAUGAUCUCGCACCCCGACACCCCCAGCCCCGAGCCGGGGAUGACGGGCUCGCUGCACCCCAUCCCGGGGGAGGUCUUCAGCGGGGGGCCCAGUCCGCCCUUCUCCAUGUCCAGCAAUAGCGGCUACAGUGGGGCCCUCGCGCACCCCAACCCGGAGCUGAGUGAGACAGCGGUGUGGUAG